ACCAUUCUUGUUUGCAAGGUUGCAACAGGGCGUGGCUGAAAUUGAGCCACGCCCUCAAAAUGGCUACCGGUCCCUCUAACCUUUUAGCAACAGGUCUGAUAGAGAAAGAUGAUAAAGGAGAGUUGAUGUGGGUUUGGUCCUACCCUACAGUGGACUCCUCUCUCCGUGAGCUUCUCCUUAGGAAGACCAGUUUAGAGGGAGGAGGAGAUGAGGAGGGUAAAGCAACCUUACAGUAUCAAUAUGGACACUUGGGUGACGUCUGGUAUUAUUUGUAUAAUCAGGAAGCUCAAGGAAAGAUAGAGAAAGUAUCUUCAUUCUGUGUUGUUAUUCUUACUAAAGAUUUCAAUCCAGAGAAGUAUAACCAUCUUGCAGAAAUAUUCUCCCAAGACUACCUUAGCUCUGGUGAUCCAGUUUCCAUAGUAACCCACUUCCUCAGUGUGUACACGAGAGGAGAAGUGACCGACCCUCCUCCAUCUUGUAAGGAAUACCACGAGAAGAACUAUGACAUCAGGCGAGCCUAUGUAGCACGGCCAUUGAGAGAAUUAGUGAAGCAGUUUGGUGUUGAGUCUAUCUUACUCUACAAUGCUCUGCUCCUUAAGAAGAAAGUUGCUGUAUAUGCACCAGAUCUACAGACACUGCUGGACACCUGCAGAACGAUUCCACUGCUAGUCUGGCAUCGUCAGAACUGGAAUAUAGUGUAUCCUAAUGUUAGUUUGGAUGAUGGAGAGACUGAGGCUCUUAAGAUGUCGUAUGUUGCCGGUUUUACUGAUCCAGCCAUCGAAGCACAUCAGGAAUUAUUCGACAUACUAGUUAAUGUUCCAGCUGCUAGCAUUAAUGUUAAUCCUGCCUCUAAAGAAUCAUUUGGAAUGACAAAGCUACACAAAGACAUUGCCAUGAAACUGAUGGACUCCGUCAAUAAUGAAGACACCACUGAUCAGGCCAUCAUAAAAGAACUGUCAACAAAAACAAAAGAUUUAAUCAACAACCUGCAAAAGCUGACAGGAGACGAUGGAAAGAUAUCACUUGAGACACUAAGAGCAAGGAAGAUGACCCCAGCUACAGAGAACUUUCUGUUUAGCUUAGCAGCUGUCGAGGGACUCGCGCAACUUUGAAUAAUAAUAAUAAUAAUAAUAAAAGCUAUUAGUGUUUAGUUUUUCUUCGUGUGUGCGUGUCAUUAUAGUAUGUCCUAUUUGCUGUCUGAAA
Molecule: messenger RNA, 1203 nt
Organism: Amphimedon queenslandica
Lineage: Eukaryota; Metazoa; Porifera; Demospongiae; Haplosclerida; Niphatidae
Product: protein FAM45A-like
Exons: 9
Coding region: 60-1112 (350 amino acids)
Biological process (GO): regulation of early endosome to late endosome transport; protein transport
Cellular component (GO): late endosome
Molecular function (GO): guanyl-nucleotide exchange factor activity; small GTPase binding
Source: RefSeq, a predicted model, not a curated record